AUGACUGAUUUAACACUCAACGAUAUGACAGAUAUCCCAAUCCAGCAGCGGUUGGAGCUUCACGCCGAGCGACACAAGGCGCUGUGGACCGAGACUGAGAACCUCGAACACGCCCACGAUGCGCUGGCGCAGUGCAAGGACGAGCUCGAGAAGGCAAAGGCCGAGCUCAAGAAGCGACAAAACACGCAACGGCGAUGGGACUUCAAGCUCGAGGAGCUGUUCAAACAAUGGAAGGACCUCGAGGCGCCAAGCCGGAGCACGCGGCUGCUCGUGAAGCUGAAGAACCCGGUACACACGGAUCAGGCGUAUGUGAACCGCGACAUCGAGCGGAAGCAGAAGGAGGAGGAGCACAAGCACGCGUUCUGGCAGGGCCAGGAGUACAAGCGCGCCGUCGAGGAGAGCGAGGCCCGCAUCGACGCCCUCGAAGCCGAUAUCGAGCGCUACACGCUCGAAGCGGAGAACCACCGCCAGCUGCACGCAGAGGUGAAGGCGAUCCACACCGCCGUCUUCGCAGGCAUCCACAACGAGUUCCCACAGGAACUGGAUCUGCGCGACCGUAUCGACAUGGUGGCCGCGCACGGGGUGGACUUUGCGCAGAAGCUCGCGGUCGAGCAAAAGGCGCUCGGCAUGUUCCCCCUCAUGCUCGAGGAGGCGGAGCACGCCGAGCGGCAGUUCCGCAAGGCCAUCCGCGCCGACUCGGACAACCAGCGCCGACACGUGCGUAAGGCCGAGAAGGCGUACGAGCUCGCAAGGAAGAAGGAGACGGAAAUUCGCCGCCUCAAACCCUCCAUCGUUCCGUAUCCUGCGGACAUGCCGAGCUUUAGCUUCUUCGAAACGGGAGACUGGAGCAUGCUCUUCCGCCGUGGGUUCUCUGAGCGCAAGGCGUACUGCAGCGACCUCAUCUUGCACAUGCGUCGGCAGUGGGAUAUUGCGAAACGCGACGCGAGCGAGAUGGCCCAGGGCGUCAAGGAGCUUAACAUGCAGCUCAAGGUAAUGGAGAGGCAGCUGGAGAAGGUGCGCGCGAGGAUCCUCUUGAACAAGGCCGCCGAGAUGGGACUCGGAGGCGAAGUCGACGAGCAAGAGCUGGACCGCCUUGCCCUCGGGGACGUAGAGGACCGGAUGUUCGCCGGCGAUGGCCUGACGGUAUCCAUCUGCUCCAUCCAAGGAACUCUCGAGGCCCCGCCCCCCGCGUACUCGAAGUACUGCACCCCUAAUAGCAGCCUCCCUCCCGCCAUCCUCACACGAGCGUAA
Trichosporon asahii var. asahii CBS 2479 is the source of this 1251-nucleotide messenger RNA. RefSeq lists its product as uncharacterized. Lineage: Eukaryota; Fungi; Basidiomycota; Tremellomycetes; Trichosporonales; Trichosporonaceae. The coding region runs from base 1 to 1251 and encodes 416 amino acids. The transcript is spliced from 2 exons. The record is from RefSeq and is a predicted model, not a curated record.